Messenger RNA from Triticum aestivum (bread wheat), 1791 nucleotides. RefSeq names its product putative disease resistance RPP13-like protein 2. The record is from RefSeq and is a predicted model, not a curated record. Gene Ontology annotation, biological process: defense response to other organism. Lineage: Eukaryota; Viridiplantae; Streptophyta; Magnoliopsida; Poales; Poaceae. The annotation marks the transcript as partial. The transcript has a single exon.
GCGGUGAUCCUGCUCUCGGGCCUCAUGCACAACAAGGAGUUCCCUGACGAAUGGGACAGUGUGUUCAAGUACCUCGUCGAGUCGGCCAAGUCGAAGCGGCUUGACAAGAUCCUGUCCCUGAGCUUCGAGGACCUGCAUCAUGAGCUGAAGCUGUGCUUUCUCUACUUCACAGCCUUCCUGGAGAUAAACAGCAAGGCGUACCGCAGUACACUGGUGAAGCUGUGGGUAGCGGAGGGCUUCCUGGCGCCACGGGAUGGGAAGACGGCGGAGGAGCUCGGCUACAUCUACCUGAGCCAGCUCAUCGCCAGGGGACUGGUCGCUGAAACAGCCAGCGGCGAUGACAGCUUCCGCCCCUUGGCCCUCCAUGGUAGCAGCGUCCAGUCCUUUGCGCGCUCAGAGGCACAGGAGGCGAGCUUCAUGGAGAUGCAUCAGGGUGACCACGUCCCUGAGCCGGCCACUGUACGACGCCUCACACUGCACAACAGCAUGGAUCGAUACGCAGCGCUGGAUAACACGAUGCCCAAGCUGCGUUCCAUUAUUGCCAUCUUCCAGGAAGAGAGAGAGGCCACGGCUAAUCCUCCUAUUACUGGCUGCUUUCCUGCUUUGUGCUCAGGUAAGCACAACAUUCCAAAAUCUGUCCUGACCAAGUUGCUGAAAGGAUCAAAGUUCCUCCGGGUCAUCAUGCUCGAGGGCAUGGAGAUUGGCACUGAGUUGCCAAAGGAAAUCGGAAGCAUGGUGCAUCUCCGUUACCUUGGUGCGCGAUGCCAGUCACUCAAGACGAUCCAUGCAUCCAUUGGGAAACUCAGCAAUCUUCAGACGAUGGAUGUCAAAGACAGCUCAGUACGUGAGCUUCCAUUACCCUUCUGGAAGAUCACAUCGCUACGGCAUGUGACUGGUGAUAAGCUGAUCAUACCCAGGCGUGCCGGUGAGCUGAAGCAGCUAAAGACGCUCGACUCCGUGCAAACAUCGGAGGAUUGGGACGGCGAGAUUCUGACAAGAAUGGUUAACCUCGAGAUCGUGGAUGUGAUCGUUCAAGGGAAGCUCAAAGAGAAUGAAUUUUCACACAACCUGAGCAAGCUCAACUACCUUACCACACUCAAGUUGGAAGUAGACGGCCUCCCAGUGAACAUAUUCACGGAGCCUUGCCUCCAGUGUCUCAAGACGAUGAGUCUGACUGGGACCCUGUCACGCAUAGAGUCGUUGCCUGUAAUACAGCUGCCAAACUUGAACGACCUAUCACUGUCAAAGAUGCAGCUGCACAAAUGGUUCAUCAAAAGGCUGGGCGAACUGCCCGGUCUUACCAAGCUCUCACUGUUGUUUGGGGUUUCAUAUGAGGAUGAGGAAGGGAAGCUUGAGUUCCAGCAUGAUGGGUUCCAUUGCUUGCGAAUAUUGGUGGUAAGGGACACCCAUAUUACCGUCUUGAUAGAGGAGCUUGCAUUGCCUGCGCUACAAAAUCUGCAAUUAAUUGGCUGCAGCAGAGAAUUACAACACAAGAUCCAUCCUAGUCACAAAUAUGUCAAGAUGAUUAAACGGGAGGACAGAAAUCUAUUUCAGGACAUCAACAGUGACAAAAAUCUAUUUCAGGACAUCACCACUGCAAGUUAGUGUCUCUCCUCGGGAAAAAAAAUAGCACUGAAGCUUAGAACUAAGCUUGAGACACUUAUUUUGAGACAGAGGGAGUAGUAGGUUCGUCCAGGUGAUGUAUUUCUGUAGCUACCUCAUUUUCCAUCAUAUGCUAUUUACAAUAACUAGCACAGUGUCCCAUGCGGCACAGGAAACAUCAUUUAUUUA